AUGACUACAUUAUCGUUAUGCUGGGUUGACGACGCGUUGGCGAAUCCAUGCUGCAGAGCGUCAACUGUAUGCUACCACCAUCCGAGAUUGAUCAAGUUGAAAGUAGGACAACAAGAAAUCAAAAUUGGCCGUCGUAAUUCUGCAAAUACGCUUCAUUACCAUAUUGAAAGUAACUUACACAGGCUCAUAAUUUCACGCGAUCAUGCCACCACUACGCGAUUGCCCGACGGCCGGUUCAUGUUGCACGAUUACAGCCUGACCGGAACCUACGUCAACUGCACUCGAGUUUAUGGUUGUGCUAUUCUGAAUCAAGAAGACAUUAUUUGCUUCGGCCAUCCUUACGGUACUAGCGUAUUGCCCGGACAAACGGUCAAUGCUUUUUAUUCGGAUCUAAAGUACCGGGUGCGCAUUGCUUUCUGCUACGUGACUGGCACCUCGACAGCCGCAGUAGUUUAG
Molecule: messenger RNA, 456 nt
Organism: Echinococcus granulosus
Lineage: Eukaryota; Metazoa; Platyhelminthes; Cestoda; Cyclophyllidea; Taeniidae
Exons: 2
Coding region: 1-456 (151 amino acids)
Molecular function (GO): protein binding
Source: RefSeq, a predicted model, not a curated record